CCUUUGGGUGCCGCGCUGUGCCGGUCCCGGGGCGUUGGGUCUGCGCACAUCCUCAGCUCUGGGUCAAAGUCCGCGGUUCCCUCUCGUUCGCCCCGGCGGCGGAUGGGAGUCGCGUUCAGCGGGGCGGUGCGACCUCGGUGAUGCUCAGGCGGCAUUUCACCAGCGGCAGAGCCCGUGGCCGCCUCAGCCAGCGGCUGGCAGGGCAGUUCCUGGUUCUUGCAAGAUCACCGCGGGGGUUGGCACACGGUUCCUUGGCUCUGCCUUUCCCGUCUGCGUCCAAUUCUUUCUAAGAAACUCGAGGCUGGAGCUGCGGGUUCUGCCCAGGCCUCCUGAGCUGGGUAGUGCAUCAGCAUAGAGAAAUUAGUUUCUCUAAUUGGCCGUUUAGAUGCUAAUUUGCUUCUCGGAGCCCUGUGCCAGGUCAGGCUGCUCCAGAACGUGAGUCAAAGAGCUGAGCAGCAUGAAUUAUGCACCAAGCAAAGCACCUGCAGGGCUCAGGCUGGAUGGGUACGGAUGGACCCACGUUGCAGACCCACCUGGCUGCCCUCCCCUGCACUGCGGGCUGCAGGAUGAGUGGAUCUGCUUGGGCAGAGCCUGCUCCUUUGUGGCUCACCACGUAUCAAGCAGCCACGUUAAUGGGUGCCUCUCAUUAAUACAGGCUCGUUGGUGCCGUGUGCCGGUUUUCCUGUAGAGCUGAUUUUAUCUUCCCCCUCCCAGGACUGGCAUGGACCUGCAGGGCAUUUUGCUUUGUAAUGUCUUUAAUAAGCGCCGUCUUAAUGCAGUUGGGCUUCUGCCAUUGCUGCCGUGCCUGGGGAGCAGCUGCGGGGCAUGGAACCUUCUGUUUUAUUCCCCAUGUGCUCUGUUUGGAGGUGUCCCAGGGCCGUGGGGAUGUGGCACUGAGGGAUGUGAUCAGUGGGCACGGUGGGGGUUGGACUCGAGGGUCUCAGGGGUCUUUUCCAGCCUUAAAGAUUCCACUGUUCUGUGUUGUAUGAGCAGCAAAGCCCUGAUUGAGGCUGGUGCUUGUUUGGGCACAGUCACACCACUCAUUGCCUUCAAACAGCCUCAUGUCCUGCAAAGGAGCCUUCCUGCACCCAUGGAGCCCGGUGCCCUUAUCUCUCUCAUUUCUCCUCUGUCAUAGCAACUGGAACGAAUGCUCGCUCAGUUGCUAAGGUUAUGGGGAUAAUGGGGUCUGGUGCCGGAGCAGAGAGUAAUUGCAGCACGUCUUUGCGGGAGUGGCUGGAAGGGAUGUGGGGCUGGGAUGGCUCUGAUGUGUGUGGUGGUCCUGGGGGAAGCCGUGAGCUCGAAGCAGGAGAGGUAAUUACAGCAGCUGGGGAGCAGGAGCUCAGCUCUGUGCCACUGCUUCGUUUUUGUUUCAUUUUAAAGUAUUUAAAAGAAAAAAUAAUUGCCUAAUUAAUUUCCUAUAAAAACAAAUUAAAACAGAUUGCGAGCUGCUUAGCUGAAAUAACCAGGCCGUGAAAACUAGCUGGGGAGCUCUUGAUGGGUCUGUGGAGGGCAUUGUGGUGUUUGCAGGGCUGUGAGGAAUUCAUGCUUUGUGGGCACCCGCAGGCAGCUCAAUGUCAGCAAAACCUUUCGGCUUUAACUGUGAUGUAGUCACCGUUUGAGGAGGAGGAUGUGAACCUGGAGCAUCCCUCAGGGCUGCCCAGCAGGAAGAGACUUCCAGUUCUACACUGCAGGGUUGUCACCAGCACAGCCCUGCUUCUGCUUCCCCUCUGCUCCCUGUUGGAGCUGCAGAGUGGUGUGGUUCCACAUUCCCCCUCCCCUCAUGCUGCUGGCUCACUGCUGAGCACAGCCAGGUGCACACAGCUUUAAUGAGGAUUUGUUCCGCCUGAUUUCUUCCAUCAUAGGGAAAGGAGCAAACAGGUGGAGGGCUGUUCAGCAGGUCACAGGAUGAUGGGAAGGAAAGAAUGCAGACCAUGGAGACGACUCCUCAGCCUGGUGUGGUUCUGCUAUCAGUGUUUCUGAUUAGGCUGAUUGUGCUGCACUCCAUGUCCUGGACAGAGAUAAGAGGGAGGAUGCUCUGUGCUGUCCCCAUUCUGGUGUCAGCAGUCCUGUGGCUGUGUGUGUUCCUUUCUUUCCAACCCCGUUGCUGUUCCUGUUCCCCCCCAGCAGAGCCUGCAGUCCCAUAGUGUUCUCAUUUCCUCCACUGAGGCACUUGCAUCCAACUGGGCAUCUCACAGAGGCAAAGUGCAGAGCCAGCAACAUUUUGACUUUGCCUUCAGCCCCAUUGGAGCAGGUAAAGCUCUGCAGAACAGGGCAGGAUGCAUUCAGCUGUUUCUCACCCUGUGUGCACAGCAACGUGCCUGUCCUGGGGUUGACUUCUAGACAGGCACCCCUAGGUGCUGGGCACUGUGGUGCAUGGGCUGUGCUUUGCUCCAUGUGUGCCUGAGUGGGAGGGCAGGCUGGUUUGGAGCAGCUCUGAGCUCCUGAGGGAGCUGCAGGUGUCCCUGCGCCUUGCAGUGAGUUGAACCAGACAGCCUUAAGGGUCCCUUCCUACAGUUCUGUGAUCUAGAGCUGACCCUUCAGGAUGGGUUGCAUCACGUGCUGUGCAGCCCAGGUCAGCGCUCUGUGCCGGGACUGAUUGCAGCACAGGGUUGGAUCGAUCUGCACGAGCUGCUGCUGCUAUAAAAGGGCCAAGGCUGUGUGUGCUGCAGGGCUCUGUGCCUGGCACGGAAGCUCAGUGUCAGCAGCAGGCGUGGGUGCAGGCGCAGAGCCACAGCGCCGGGUGAGUGUGCUGUGAAUCGAGGCUGGAACAUGUGUUUUCUUGGGAAUUACGGCGCGGUUGGCAGGUGGUGGGACUCGCUGCUGUUGGAUCUGAUGUGUUGUUUGCCAAACAGCAUUAAGCGCGUUAUCUCUGCUCAGCAGGUAUGGUUUCAAAGCUGGCAUGUGUCUGUUCUGGGGAAGGUAAGUAUUAAUACCUGGAAAUGUAUGCGUUAGGGAGCUGAUCCAGUGGGAGGAAGGCUCGGUGCAUCGCAGUGCCUGUGCUGAAAUCUGCCGGCUGCCCUUCUGGGUGCCGGUGCGAGCGCAGGAGGAGCGCUGCUGGGAGAGGUGCUGCCUGCAGCACAUGCAAACAAGCUGCUAUUGUAGGCUGUGUUAUAAAUAUCUGGCUCUUACAGCGGCAGCUUUGAUGAACGGAGCGACUUGCCACUGUUUGUGCUGAUCGUUGCGUGGGCUUUUGCUUGUUACCCCAAUUAAGGGGUGAAAACCCAGCAAGCGCCGCGUCCUCCUGUCCUUCAGAGCCACCGCAGUGCUGGGGCUCCGGAGGUGACGGGGCAGAGAUCGUAGCAAACAACACUUUUCUCUGGCUUUGAAAUGAAAAAUGGCAGCGGAUCUGACAGCCCGUGGCCUUUUGCAGAGCGCUAUAAAAUCUCAGCUCCCAGCUUUGUCUGGGUGCAGCGUUAGGAGCUAUUUAUUGGUGCGUAUUUCAUGGAGAUGAUGGCAUGCUUUUAUUGCUGUCUGCGGGCGUGUGACGCCAGCGGGUCGCCUCUGGGACAUCGCUUUGGGACGGCUGUGCCUCACGGUGCUUUGUCUCCUUCCAGGUGUGCCAUGGCCGACACGAUUUUUGGCAGUGGGACCGGCCCCUGGGUGUGCCCCAAUGACCGGCAGCUGGCUCUGCGUGCCAAGCUCCAGACAGGCUGGUCAGUGCACACGUUCCAGACAGAGAAGCAGAGGAAGAUGCAGGCUCUGAGCCCGCAGGAGCUCGAGGUCAUUCUGGAAGUCAUCCGCAAGGCAGAGAAGCUGGACGUUGUGGAGCAGCAGCGCAUCGGGCGCCUGGUGGAGCGGCUGGAGAACAUGAGGAAGAACGCGAUGGGCAAUGGCCUGUCGCAGUGCUUGCUGUGCAGUGAGCUGCUGGGGCUGCUGGGGAGCACGUCAGUUUUCUGCCAGGAUUGCAAAAAGAAAGUUUGCACCAAAUGUGGCAUCGAAACCUUUGGAGCCCAGAAACGUCCCCUUUGGCUGUGCAAGAUCUGCAGUGAACAAAGAGAGGUCUGGAAGAGGUCCGGCGCGUGGUUUUACAAAGGGCUGCCCAAGUACAUCGCACCUCUGAAGAGCAGCAGCAGAGCUGGUGAGGUGCCCUCGCAGCCCUGGCAGAGCGAGGCUGCUGUGCUGGAGGCAGGGAGCCUGGCGACGGGUCGCUCCUUCACCUGGGCCAGGGGCAAAGUGGUUUCUAGCGACAGCGACUCGGAGCUCAGCUCUUCCAGCCAGGAGGACAGGCCCUCAUCUGCAGGGUCAAAAGACUCUCCAGGAGGAAAGCAGCAAGCAGGACAGGUGCUUUCCAGGGAGCCUGGCCAUCCCAUGAAGGUGUCUGGGAGCCACAGCAGUGCAGGCAGCGGGCAGGGAGAGAGCUGCCAUAGUGACCAGGCAGCAGAUGGGCACGACAGCAGCGGCGGCAGAGGCCCAGGUAAACGGCGCACCCACAGCAGAACCCGCUGUUGACAGAGGUGAAGAUGAAACUGAGCUGCCUGAACCCAACUCUUGCCCUCUCCUGUAGGCCUCACUAUGGACAUUGCCUGGUGCCAAUGGGGACUUCCAUGAGGCCAGCCCUGCUUCUGGUUUGGCAUGGUGAAGUUUGCAGUGAGCCCACUGGUCAUCAUGCCCUGCACUGUGGGCAAUGCAGCAGGACCAGGAGCAGUGCAAGCACUGCAGCUCUGGGUGGGAGAAACCCCCCCCCCCCCAAACACCCACGGCUGGCUGCCCAAAUCAGCUAAAAGCUUUCCAAUUACUUUAUCUCAUUAAGCUCUGCAGAUUCUCCUCCCACGUGCACACCUUGUAAUCUCCUGCGCAAACAGGGGCCUGCGUUGUGCCUUUUUCCUGGAAGUCUCCAGCAUCUGGCUGUAGUGAUGGUGUCACAGUGAGUCAGGCUGAGAGCUCUGCCCCAGUCCUGCUGCUUCCCUGGGACGGACAAUUUCCCUCUGAGUCCUGGCUGAUGAGAAAAAUCAAAUUACCUGACAUUUCUAGAGCAAUUAGAUCUUUAAAGGCUUGAACAAAAGCUCACUCUCUGCAAGUAGGAGUUAUGAAAUGCUUUCAAUCUGACCCGUGCCUUGCUGAAGAUACGAAGGAUUCCAAAAAGUUCCCUCUUCAGUCAUGGAUUUAAAAACAAUUCAUGCCUGUUAAUGUCAACCUGUUCCCUUGGUUAUUAUUCUUUUGUUCAGUGUUCCUUUGCUGCUGGGCUCUUCGUGUGCAUGUAGUGUAUGCUCUUACAAAUGGCUGCAGUAUGAAGAUAAAUGAGAUCGGGUGCUGGAAUACUCUAACAGGAGAUUGGAAAUCAAUCCUUGACUUUCUUUCUAAGUGAAUAUGGUCCAGCAGAGCACUCUUCCCCUACUGCUUUUCCAGCUCAUGUUGCUGGGAAAGUCCUUUCAACUGUUCUUCCAUUAUGCUUCUGCUCUUUGGUAAAUGAAAGCAAAGCCUUUGGGUGACACAGAUCCUGCCCCCAGGUUCCUGUUUUCAAGUUCUCCUUUCCCUUUGUUGCAAUUCUCUUUGUUGUAUUCUGUAGCUCUGGUUGGAAUAUUAUCCUAAAGCUGCACCAGUUGAUGUCUUUUCACUUGGCUCAAAGAGGGCAAGAAGGGCUCAGUGCAUGGUGCUCAGUCUACUCUGGCUGUGUUGCUUUUAUUGUUUUGUUGUCCUCCUCAUCCCCCUCCCUUACAACUUUUAUGUAGUGUUUUACUACUGGAAACAAUAAAAUUUUGGCUCUGGAACAA
This is a messenger RNA of Lagopus leucura (white-tailed ptarmigan), 5711 nucleotides long. It is a transcript of the gene RPH3AL, whose product is annotated as rabphilin 3A like (without C2 domains). Gene Ontology annotation, biological process: intracellular protein transport. The record is from RefSeq and is a predicted model, not a curated record. Gene Ontology annotation, molecular function: small GTPase binding. The coding region runs from base 3442 to 4449 and encodes 335 amino acids. The transcript is spliced from 8 exons. NCBI's taxonomy places the organism in Eukaryota, Metazoa, Chordata, Aves, Galliformes, Phasianidae.